This is a messenger RNA of Heteronotia binoei (common prickly gecko), 6416 nucleotides long. RefSeq names its product RHEB like 1 (gene RHEBL1). Gene Ontology annotation, cellular component: plasma membrane. The coding region runs from base 195 to 749 and encodes 184 amino acids. Gene Ontology annotation, molecular function: GDP binding; GTPase activity; GTP binding. Gene Ontology annotation, biological process: small GTPase-mediated signal transduction. The transcript has 9 exons. The record is from RefSeq and is a predicted model, not a curated record. NCBI's taxonomy places the organism in Eukaryota, Metazoa, Chordata, Lepidosauria, Squamata, Gekkonidae.
CGCCUCUUUCCCGCGGGCCAAUGAGGAGCGGCGGCUCUAGGCCAGUGUUGUGGUCACGUGGGGGUUUGUAGUUGCGGCGCCCGCGGCUCUACUCCGGCGGGCUCUUUAUCUCGCGGCCCGCCCGCCCGCCUCGCGCUCCCCACCUUUCACCAGCCCCGCCGCCCCUCCCCGAGGCUCGGCGCUGGGACCGUGCCAUGCCGCUGGUCCGCUACCGGAAGGUCGUGAUCCUGGGAUACCGCUCCGUGGGUAAAACCUCUCUUGCUCACCAGUUCAUUGAUGGGGAGUUUCUGGAGUGCUACGACCCCACGGUGGAAAGCACUUACAACAAAAUGUUGUCAGUAGGGAAGGAUGAAUUCCACUUGCAGCUAGUGGACACUGCAGGGCAGGAUGAGUACACGAUCCUGCCUCACUCUUUUAUCAUUGGCAUCCAUGGCUACGUGCUGGUGUACUCUGUCACGUCUCUCAAGAGUUUUCAGGUGGUCAAGUCAUUGCACAGCAAGCUCUAUGAAAGCAGAGGGAGGACAAGGAUGCCUGUGGUGCUUGUUGGCAAUAAAGCUGAUCUUUCGCUAGAAAGCCGUCAGGUGAAGACUGAUGAGGGCAAGAAACUUGCUGAUUCUUGGGGUGCUGUUUUCUUGGAGUCCUCUGCAAAAGAAAACCAGAUGACUCAAGGUAUCUUCACAAAGAUCAUUGAGGAAAUUGACCGUGUGGACAACUCCUAUGGCGAACAGCGCAGCUGCAUCCUGAUGUGAUGUCCCUGUCUCCACCCAAAGCCGCUCUGCCGGUGGGAGGGGUGUGUGUCAGGGUAUUCGGGCCAAGUCAGGACAGGUAUUGCAACUACCUAGAGCCCUGUACAGUGGGUCUGAAGUAACUUACGGGUAACCCACACAAGCCGCAAUAUACCUCAUUGCUCGCCCCCUAUAUGAGGCGACCACGUUUUUGCACAUUAGUUUGCUGGAAGCAAUCUGUAUGUAUGUAUAUGUAUUGCCAAAUGUUUACAAAAACUUGGGAGGGCAAGUGCACAACAGGAUCUAUUUAUGUUUGUUUGGUUUUUUUUAUUGAGGGGAGUCUCCUUGUAUAUUUAUAUUGAAGUUUAACCAGUAUACGCACAAGUUUACACAUGCCAGUUCAAUACUUGGUGUGGCGGAGAGACACCCCAGUGGCCUCUUUUCUUCUGUGGGCCAAUUCUUCGGUUCAUUGCUCGCUUACGAUGGGAACAGACUCACCUUCCUAGGCGGGUUUUCCGUUGUGCCUCUUGCAACCUGCUGCCUUAUUUUAGUUUAUCUGUGAGAUUCCAGGUUGCAAACUGGGAUUCAAGGAUGGUUUAUUUCUCUUAAAAUUUCUACCAUAACUUUUCCACCUCUUUUUUUCCUCAAAAAUUUGGCAUUCUUGUUAAAAGAACCUAACAGGAAGGAGGCAUGAAGAGGGUUGCCAGAGCUCAGUCAGUUAUUUUUUUGUAUGCAAAUAAAAGUGAAACCUUUGGACAGGAUCCAGAUUAAGAUGGCGAGGGGGGGGAUUGAUCUGUCAAAUAUCAGUGUGUUUAUCACUACUCAUAUGGUAUUGCAGCUAGCCUCUGUAUAGAACAGAAAUUGCCCAGCUUGGCGGAACAGAAUGUGGGGGGAAAAGCAAUAUCACAAGGGUGCUAUUUAGACUCAUAUUCUGCUUGCAUACUUUGGCUAUUUUGGAAGAUACAUAAAGCAACACCAAUGCAGUAUGUGCUAGUGAUAAUGCUAUCAGGAAUGUGACUUUGUAAGAGCACAGUAUGAGUUGUGCAGAUCUUCCUGACUAGCUACUGGGUAACAAAACACUAGUGCCUCUUUGACACUGUUAAUGUUUGUGGAAAGUAGAGUGAGCUUGCGGAAAAUGCCCAUCAGGGGAAAAGAAACCGCUUCACUGGAGGUUUGGGUGUGCUUCCACAAAAUCCGUGCUGAAGUGGAGGAGGGAAGCAGAAAGAUUGUGCAGUAUAAACAUCUGUUAUGCUGCAGGGUGAAACAACACCUUUUCUUUCAAGGCUAAGCAUGUGGAACGUGACCUCUUUAUUUUCUGGCCAGUGGGCCAUACCUGGCUUCUCUUCAACAUGAAGAUGCAUUUUGCUUUGGGUUGUGUAUGACGAGGACACACUUUAAUGCCAUGAGAAGGCAGUGGUACUUCCUUUUUUUAAUUAGGCUUUUAAACCAGUUUUUGUGACCUCUUAGAAAAUGGUUGUCCCCACAGCAGACUACUGCUCUAGUUUGAGCAGAAACAUGGGACUGUUUUCCUUCUGCUGUGUGCUCAGGUGGAAGACAGCAAUGCAAGAUGUGCAUAGGCACAUAAUGGAAGCAGACUGGGAUCCCACAGGCUGUCCUGGGGUCUCCAGGUACUAAGAACAAAGUAAAUCCCACUGCCUAAAAUGAUCACUCUGAAACUCGAGGCAAUGAGUCAGCAGCACACACUUUGGAAGGAGCCUCUCUUGAAGCACAAGGAGCUGGGGCCUGAAAGAGGGAAGUCAGGGAGCGCUUACAUGAUUUGUGUUUUCUGUCUCAGCCAUAGGGAUGCAUGGAUAUCUUCCAGUUAUUUCCGUUUCUGUGGCAGACAAGACAGCACUCUGAGGUCGGGGAGGGGGGGGGCAGGAGGUGGGGAUAUUGGCACAGAGUCUGUCCUCAGCAAGCCUCAGGCCAUGGUAGUGGGCUAUGAGCCUUGGGCUCGCCCACAUGAAGUCCUGAACCUUACAGCAUUAUCUUCUGGAUCUUAAGACAUGAGACUUGUUCAUGCUGAAAUCCGAGCAGAGAUUCUUCAUACCAUAAGGUGCUAGAAAAGGACACAUUAUUUUGGAUAAUUUAAAACCACCAGGGCAUUCUUGGUCAUUGUAGGGAUAACCGAAGGUGACUUGAAUAGGGUUGUCUGGAUUGUUAAUAGUUUUAUAAGGGGUGGGGGGGAGGGGAUGGUCCAUGCUAUGUUCAAAUAGCUUGGCCAAUGAAAGUGUGUUGCAGCAGUGUACUCUCUAGGUGGGACUGAAGCUUCCCGCUUCCUCUGUUCUAAGUCUAGCGCUCCUGGAUUUGACUGUCUCAAACGAGUUGGCUGAGCGACAGUGCUGCAAAUGAUUGUACUGCAUUCAUGCUUGUGUGUGUGUUGCUGCUGCUAAUAACCCUUGCUAGGUUGAAUUUAUAAAGCAGCAGUUUGCAUGCCUGCUACUACCUUGGCAGGAGUGCCCAGGUCUGAUGUACAAAAGCAGCUUUGCUAUCGCAAUAAAUUGUGCAAAUUAAGUUUAUUUAGCAGACUUUGCUUGAAGGAUUGACCAUGGGAACAGUUACAAAGGGGGGUGGGAUGAAGCUUGCAAGAGCUUACUAUUUUUAUUUAAAUGUUGUUCUGUUCAUGGGUUAGAUCAACGUACAUCAUAUGGCACUAUGGGUAAGGGAUUCACAGUCAUGAACAGCACCAGCGUUGUGGAGGAAGGAGAGAGGGAGCAUUUCUCUUCCGUGGCAGUGGCUUAUAUCCUUCAGCUUCCCUCCCGAGCAGUGGUGGCUGAAGAUGUUUUGUCACAGGAGGCAACAGUAGCCUGGACCUCACUGCUCUUGCCCCCACCUUGAGAGCAGUGGGGCGACCCCUCUUUACAUCUUCAUUGCCUUGCAGGCUAGAAAUUGAUUUCUCCAGGGCAGAGGGCUAUUUCAGCAUUAGGGGCUGUAUUCUGUAGCACAUUUAGAGUUGCAAGCUGUUUGUCGGGUCCUCUUGCCAAUUCUUGCAACAAUUACCAUGCUUGCAUUGAAGGGAGAAAAGCAAAUGUAGCUCUGACUUCUCUGGGUCUGAACAGAUCCACCCUAGUCUCUAGUUAUCCAGUUUAUCCAUUGGGAACAGAGGUGCCUUCAGGCUUUUUAUCUUUCAGCGUUUGUAGUGUUUCUGUACUACUGCCAACUGUAGAGCUAAUUUGCUACUAAUUGCAUCAAUUAUGUUGUUAGCAACAAGGCAGUAAUAUUGAGAUACUGUCAUUCUGAGUUUUGGUCCAGGCUGAUUGAAAACAUAAACAGCCUUGUCUGAAACCUUUUCAGUCUCUCUCUUGCUUUAACUGUUGCCUCUAUGGCAGUAGGAGAAAACAGCUUUAUUGGAAGGAAGCAGAGGUUGCUUCAUCCUUUGCCCGUGAUGUUUGCAGCUGGAACCUGCAGGAGUUCCAGCUGGAUGUCUCUUCUAUGUAGUAGCUAUGUAGCUACAUAGCUGUGAGCUAUGUAGACUGUUCAGGGCAACCAGAGUUCUGCUUUGCCUAUUACUUCUUGGCCUCAGGAGUCAGCUUGGGCUUUUUUGGGUCCUAGCCCCAUCUUUUCCUUCCAGCUAGAUCAUCAGUUGACUUUGGCAGCUCGAUAGCUGCCUUGCCCAGUAUCAGAGAUGGUAUUUCUGCCGGUUUCUGUUUUGAGCAAGGAAACAAAGCUUGAUACCACUGAACAGCUCCCCUGUUUUCCUCUUACAAGUUGCCAUGUGUUUCCAAACAGUCAGUCUGGUUCUGACACGGGUGACUGGUGGUCAAGGGAAGAGAGUGGAACCCAGCUCUCAUUGUCCCCAUGGUCAAACGGCUUCCCAACAGGUAAGAAAGUAAUGGCCUGCUCUGAUAAGGUCUUAUUGGCUGAUGCCAGUCACAUCAAUUGUAAAGCAAGGGAGGAACCCUGAGAGGAGUUAAGGAGCACAUAUUCUACCUGCAUCUUGUUAGUCAUAGUCUCUUUAAUUACAGCUGUUGACUGCAAAGCAGUCAUAUGUUAUAAAUGUUCCUAUCACUAUUGUAAAAAAAAGUAAGACUGUGAAACAGUUGGAGGGAGGUCUAAAAACCAUACAGUAUAUGAGAGAAUAAAAGGAAGGAUAGCAUAUUGGGAUUGCUUAUAGAUCACAAUUUUGUGUUGUGUGUGAACUUCCUUCAGCCGUACCAUAUAGAAUUGAGACCUGCUGUCACUAAAGGGGCUGUGGCUCAGUGGUAGUGUCCAAUUUUUGUGCAGAAAGUCCCAGGUUCAAUUUCUGACAUUGCCAGUUAGAAGGAUCAGUUGAUGUGAAAAAACCCUUUCCUUAGGCCCUGGAGAGUCCCUUUGUGGCAGUGUAGACACAACCGAUCUGGACAGACCAAUUAUCUGAAUAUGUAUAAGCUAUGUUCACAUAACUGAGAGUUUAAAUAUCUCACUAAAUAUAAAGUCUAUAGCUACGAGCUGAAAGACAGAGACUGAAAUGCUGUCAUGUUUUAAGGAAGAGGGGGUACUCCCUCCCAGAGUGGCAAAGAAGAGCUAAGGUUGGACUAUGACUUGGUGAGGUUUCUCAUUCAAUUUAGGGCAUGAUUUGAGACUCAGAGGGGUAGCUGGCUUUCUAAUCCUGCUAUUGUCAUCAGAUCAGGGGCAGGCCCAGUAACUGCGUAUGAAUACAGCUUCCCUUCCUGCUGGACAAUUGACCAGUUGAAGAACUGGGGUAUUUUGAAAGCCUGGUCCCCAAAGGUUGGAUCAUAGAUCACUACAUCAGAAAAUGGAAGUAGGAUGGGAUAGGCAGAACAGGGCUGGCUCAGUCUCUCCCAAUGAGAUUGUUGGGACAUAGCAAAUGGAAUGUCAUCUGAGACAUAGAGGGGGAGCUGAAAGAGUUCUUAAAAGACUGACACACUUGUGGCAUAAACUUGUGUGGGCUCAAGCCUACCUGCUUCAUUCUUCAGUAGGUGUAGGAACAAAAGGCACCCUUCUGAGUCAUCAGUGGCAGGAUCGGAUCCAUCUUUGUGUACCAGAUUACUUUCUCCCAUACCACAUGAAUGAUGCACUGGUUUUUUUCAGUAGGGGACAGAACUGUCCCCAUUAUCUGAGAACAGGUGGCCAAGCUGCCAUUGAUAGGAGCUGUAUGAGGGGAGCCCUCUCUCCAUCGAUACCUCUCCCUGCAUAACAAUGAGUAAUUAAGCUGGGUUCUAGAGUGACCCAGAAACAGGAUUUGGCAAUUUGGUGCUAUGUAGAAAGAAGCAGUCUGGGGUAGAUUAUAAUGUUGAAAACAGUAGCAGUCUCUUGCUAGAAGUCUGAUGACAUUUUUAAUAGAACUGGGACAACAGAUGAAAAGCCUGUCUUGUCUUGUAAUACAUUAUAUUUUUGUUGAUUUCUGUUUUUGUGCAAAGAAACAUAGGACUUAGUGCCUUUGUGAAGAGUUCUGCUUGGCUGCUGUCCUUCUAUGAGCUGCCAUGUAUUCCAGAACAGAGAACCUUAGAACUGGUUCUAAUACCCUGUGUGUGGGGGAGGGGUUGCUGUUAAUAGUGAACAUGCAAACAUUCAAAGUUUUAAGAGAAGAAAAACACUUGCUUUUGUUGUGCCCAGGGUAUUUCCACAGCUCCACUCACUCUAACCUUUCAAUUUCCCUGAACCCCAUCUGGCUCCUAGUUCCAUCUGUCAUUCCUCUGUGUGAAAAUGCUUUAUAAAUAUAUGUAAAUAAAAAGUCUUAAAAGGGGUAAA